Messenger RNA from Protobothrops mucrosquamatus (brown spotted pit viper), 1582 nucleotides. RefSeq names its product solute carrier family 16 member 10 (gene SLC16A10). Gene Ontology annotation, molecular function: monocarboxylic acid transmembrane transporter activity. The transcript is spliced from 6 exons. The record is from RefSeq and is a predicted model, not a curated record. NCBI's taxonomy places the organism in Eukaryota, Metazoa, Chordata, Lepidosauria, Squamata, Viperidae. Bases 1 to 1581 code for a protein of 526 amino acids. Gene Ontology annotation, biological process: transmembrane transport.
AUGUCCCCCGUCAGCGAGGAGGUGGGAGAGGGGAGCGCCGUCCCCGCGCCCUCCCCUCCGGGAGAAAGUGAGGCGGUGGGCGAGGAGGAGCCGAGAAAGGAGAACGGAGAAUGGUGCCCGCAGGAAGCCUCGCUCGCCUCCGGGACCGCAGAAGUUCCCCUGGUGCCUUCUGGGCUCGGGGCGGCGCAGGGUCCUCCCGAGAAGGCGGCGGAGCAGGGGCAGGCGCAGGAGACGGCCGAGCCGCCCGAAGGAGGCUGGGGCUGGUUUGUCAUGCUGGCCUCCAUGUGGUGCAACGGGACCGUCUUCGGGAUCCAGAACUCGUGCGGGAUCCUCUUCAAGUCCCUGCUGUCGGAAUUCGGAGACCCCAACGACAAGCAGCUGAUGUUCAGGACAGCAUUGGUGAAUUCUUUGUCGAUGGGGAUGAUUUUCUUCUGUUCUCCCAUUGUCAGUGUAUUUACCAACAUGUUUGGUUGUCGAAAAGUAGCUGUAGUAGGAGCAGCUGUGGCUUUCGUUGGGCUCCUUUCAAGCUCCUUUGUACGUUCACUUGGACCUCUGUAUUUCACCUAUGGAAUCUUGUUUGGCUGCGGCUGUUCAUUUACCUAUCAGCCAUCCCUGGUCAUUUUGGGACAUUAUUUCAAGAAGCGUCUGGGACUGGUGAAUGGCAUUGUUACGGCUGGGAGUAGUUUGUUCACUAUAACACUGCCUUUUCUUUUAAAUAAACUGGUCAAUUCUGUUGGCCUCUCUGGGACUUUUCAAAUCCUAUGCAUUUUUGUGUUUAUUCUUUUCCUGGCUGGCUUUACUUACAAACCUCUCAUGCCUAGUACCAAACAAAGUGAAAAAGGGAAGAAGUUCAAAUUACCUCCAGCAAAAGAAGUGUGCAAUUUUUCCAUUUUCAAAAUUUUGAGUUAUAGAAUCUGGGCUCUGGGGAUUCCAGCUGCUUUAUUUGGAUAUUUCAUACCCUAUGUUCAUCUACUAAAACAUGUGAAAGAACGUAUUGGUGAACAUGUUCCAGAUGUGACACUUCUGCUUUGUCUUGGCAUUACUUCAGGAAUUGGUCGACUGAUCUUUGGCAAAAUUGCAGAUUAUAUUCCUGGUGCAAAAAAGGUUUAUCUACAGGUGAUAUCCUUUUUGUUAAUUGGCCUGAUGUCUAUGAUGAUCCCAUUAUGCAAUUCCUUUGAAGCUCUUAUUGUUGUCUGCCUUAUCAUGGGCCUUUUUGAUGGAUGCUUCAUUAGUAUCAUGGCACCGAUUGCUUUUGAGUUAGUUGGCGCACAUCGUGUUUCUGAAGCAAUUGGAUUCCUUUUGGGCUUGAUGUCUAUACCAAUGACAGUUGGCCCACCUAUUGCAGGAAAAUUACGGGAUCAUUUCGGCACAUACGAUGUGGCAUUCUACCUAGCAGGAGUUCCACCUAUUGUUGGAGGAGCUAUAUUAUGUGCUAUCCCAUGGGUGCAUGCAAAGAGGAAACUCAAAGAACAAGCUACACCUGUGAAUGGAGAAACCACAGAAAAAAUGCUGGAAAUCAGAAGCCCCCCCAUGUCGGACUCAUUUGAGAAACCUAGCAAAGAAUCGGAAUCUGUUAUUUAAU